CGGCGACUGGAAAUAAAACUGCGUCCUGCGGGAGAAGUUGGUAGAAACAGCGAGCAUCGCGCUUUGGACUAUUCCGAAAGCCAACAUUUCGCAUUCCUGUUUUCAUAUCAGCUGCAAAGACGCGGACCGCGGACACAAAAACGGUUGCCUUUCUUCUCUAUCAUUUUUCUCUCUCUCUGUCUGCUCUCAGAUUGUAGGUGUGAGUCUGAUGCAUGUGUACCGGGUGCAUUUCAGGAGCAUGUCAAGUCAUCGCAGUAUCACGGGGCAGGGGCAGCCUGCUCAAGUCUGAGCCUGUCCCAGAAUGCACCAGCUGUUCCGUCUAGUGCUGGGACAGAGAGACCUGUCCCGUGCAGGAGACCUCUUCUCUCUGGAUGACAGCGAGAUUGAAGACUGUCUGUCCCAAGCCCUGGAGGAAAUCAAAGUCAUAUCCUGUGCCCCAGACUACUUGACCAAUGACAACGACCAAGCGGUGGUGGAGAUCUGCAUCACACGCAUCACUACAGCCAUUAGGGAAACCGGUUCGAUUGAGAAGCAUGGAGCGGCUCUUGUGUCAUUAUGGGAGUCUUGUCUCGAGCAUAACCUCCAGCCGCAGGGCAAAGAUGAAGACACACCCCAUGCCAAGAUCGCCUCUGACAUCACCAGCUGCAUCUUGCAGAAUUACAACAGGCCUCCGGUGAUGGCGUUAGCGGUCCCUGUGGCCGUGCGGUUCUUGCAGCAGGGGAACCAAGAGCUGAGCAGAAACAUGUCCAGCUACUUGUCACUGGCUGCCAUUGCUAAAGCUGAACUCCUGGCCCAACACACAGAGGCCAUCACCUGCAGCGUGCUGGGAGGUAAUGCCAUGCUGUUGAGAGUGCUGCCAUCUGUGUAUCCACGACACCCAGAGCCCAUCCAUCACCGCAUCCGUGAGCUGACGGCGAUGAUGUCCCAUUUGGACCAGGCUGGCAGACAGCACCUGCUCAGACUACUGCAGAUGAUCUCUGACCUUCACCCCCUGGUAUUGUCGUCUUUGGUGCCAUUGUUGAUUGGUUACAUCAGUGACAGUGAUCUCAGUGACACUGCCUUGGGUGUGUUGGUGAACGUGGCUCAGGCAAGCCCUGCCUCUCUCAUUCCUUUCCUGUCCACGCUAAGAAAUGUGGGUCAGAAGAACCCUUGGUUGCUGGGACACAUCGCUAAGAUCCAUGGGGCAGUGGGUCUGACUAGUGAGGUCCAGGCUCGCGGGGCACUGCAGUAUCUGGUGUCUCUGUUAGCGAGUAUGGAGCACAGUGCCCAUCACACGCUACUGCUGGAAAUCCGCUGUCUGACGGAUCGCUACGCCAACAUCCUGGGCGGCGGAGGAAAAGACAUCUACCGCAUGAGCAACAGUUUCACUGCCAUCGCUCGACUGCUGGGACGCAAGCUGGAGGCUGACAGUACACUUAGCAGAGAGGAGGAGAAGGUGCAGGAUUUGUCGAGGCCAUGUGAAGCCGAGUCUAGUUCUGAAAUGUUUGCUGAGAACCAGCGUCUGCAGGUGAAAAUCCAGGCUUUUGAGCAGAAGAUGGGCGAUGAGGUGGAGGAAUUAGAAGAAGAGGGUGCUUCUCCUGGUCCUCAGAGACGCCACAGUCUGGGUCAGGCAGCGCGAGACGAGCGCAGAGAGAUGAGGUUCAACAGGUCAAAGAGUCUGGCUCUUCACGCUCUACGCACACGAUCCAUUAACUCUGACAGCGGUCCAGAGGGAGAAGGGGUGGAUCUGAGCGCAGAACCUGAUGACUGUGAGGCCGGUCCCAGCCCAGAGACCGGUCCUCCCCUCACAACCCUGCAGGAGAACCACAAACUCACAGAGACGCAACCUGACACAUCUCCAAACAGUGAAGGGCAAAAGGUGGCGGCUGGAGACCCCCGGGAGGGAGACCGACUCUGGAUCCACCUAAGAGACAACAUGGAAGAAAUCAAAACCUUCUGUGCGGAAAUGAUCAAACAAAUCCCCGUACCUGAGCAAUGUGUCAUUGAAGACUCUCAUCGUGGCUGUGUAGCUAAGCUGUCGUUCUCCUGUCCACUGAAAGGACACUACUGCCUGUACGGGAAGUCCUGUUUCUCACUGUGUAGCCGCCAACCACACCUCUGGAUCCAAAUCAUGCUACUGGCACUGCAGAGUAAAGUGAGCGAGGCGUUGUGCUGUCAGGAUAAGUGUGUUAAGCAGCUGAGGAAGCUUUGGGAGAAAACACAGCUGACGGGAGCUCACAGCUUCGAGCUGGCCAUGACCCAGACAACUGUUCCUCACAAGAAGGAUGUGGACAGCUUGCAGAUGUAUCUGGAGGAGGUUCGUUUUUUUGACCUGUUCAGCUACAGUGAAGAGGAGGGUGGCUGGCUUUGUUUCAUGUGCAGUAACCCAGAGAAAGCCACAGUUGUUAACCAGGAUGGCCAGCCACUCAUUGAGGGAAAGCUGAAAGAGAAACAAGUGCGCUGGAAGUUCAUCAAAAGGUGGAAAACACGUUAUUUCACCCUUGCUGGCAACCAGCUUCUCUUCCGAAGAGGAAAAUCAAAGGACGAACUGGACAACAGCACAAUUGAACUCAGCAAAGUGCAAAGCGUCAAGGUGGUUGCAAAGAAGAGGCGUGACCGCGGGCUGCCCAGAGCCUUCGAGAUCUUCACCGAUAGCAAAACCUACGUGCUGAAAGCUCAAGACGAGAAGCACGCAGAAGAGUGGCUGCAGUGCAUCAACGUGGCCGUGGCCCAGGCCAAAGAACGUGAGAACCGUGAGGCCACCACAUACCUGUGAUGCUCGUUCUGCUGAGGUGUGGGUAUGUGUUAUUGGCACGUUAUCUCAUUAUGACAACUGAUCUACGUCAAAGACAAAGGCCCUGUCUCAAAUGCCACCUUGCAGUUAUCCUUCACCUAAAUUCACCUAAAGACUGUCAGUUGGUAGUUUGUAUGGUGAGCUUGGCAAAGGGCAUCAAAGGCACAUUGUAGCCAAAAAGGAAAACCCUUCAGAAUCAUGAAAUGAUCAAUGGGACAUCCUGCAGACUUAUGGCCUUCUCAGAUGUGUUUGGAAAGGGCACCAGGCCACAAGUCAACAUCAAGUGCGUCAUUUGGGACAUGACCAAAGAAAAGAGUGACGUACAAUGAGGCUGAACAACAUUGAGCUGUGCCUGUUUUACACCUCACACUGACGGUCGUUGUGGGGGUCAUAUUUCAAUGUUCUGAUUCAUUUCAUCUUUGUCUACCAGAAAAAUAUAGAGGAGUUACUCCGCUAUCACGUACAAUUAGGCCUGUCAUGGUUAACAUGUUAACACAUGCAGUAAAUAAGUUUAACACUUAAAUAUUUAAACCAAUGCCACAUUUAUUUAAUUAAAUAUUAUAUACUUACUGACUUACUGUCUCAUUCUAUUUUGUGAUUUCGCUUCUUGUUUUUUUGUGCAAAUGAGAUGAGUAACAUUUAUGAUAUAAGCAAAAUAUAUAGAUUUAUGAACCUAAUAAUUAAAUAGUCUUCUGAUUUUAUUUUCUUUCCUUUAAAAUUAACCGAGUGUGUUAGCAUGUUAACAAUAGAGAUUAAAAUGUUUAAUCCAGGAAUUCCCAAACUUUUUUUUUGUUAACCAAAGUCCUUCGAUGUAAUAUUACUUGUAUUUACAUGAACUACACCCUGAGAUUUUAAAUUAAUAUUUAAUAAUAUUUUAAUAACGCAUUUACAUGUUCACUGUUUUCUGCUAAAAAUAUUACUUCUAAUAAAAAAUAACAAAAAAAUGUAUUAGUAGUAGUAGUAUAUUUUAAAUAAUAAAAAUAGACAGAAACAUAGUUAACACUUUACAAUUAGUUAACUACAUUAAUUAACAUGGACUAAGAAUGAACAAUACUUCUACAGCAUUUAUUAAUCUUAGUUAAUUUCAGCAUUUACUGAUGCAUUAUUAAAAUCACAAUUUGUGUUGGUUAAUGAGAGACUAAUCCAGUGUGAACUAACACAAACAAACAAUGAACAACUGUAUUUUUAUUAACUAACAUUAACAAAUAUUAAUAGCGUAAUAAAUGUAUUGUUCAUUGUUCGUUCAUGUUAGUUAAUACAUUAACUAAUGUUAACAAAUGACACCGCAGUGUUGGGUAAGUUACUCCAAAAAAGUAAUCUACUACAAAUUACUAAUUACUUCUUUAAAAUUGUAAUUUGAUUACAUUACUGAUUACUGCAUUUAAAGACUAAUCAGAUUACUAAUUACUUUACUUUUAAGUUGGUUUACUUUUCUUUUCAAGUUAUUAAACCCAAAAAAUACACAACAAAGAGAAACUCAUAGUUGUUUCAUUAAUUUAAUAUUGACUGAAAAAUUACAUAAGUAUCAUUUGUAUACACUCCCAAUAUCAACAA
Molecule: messenger RNA, 4327 nt
Organism: Labeo rohita (rohu)
Lineage: Eukaryota; Metazoa; Chordata; Actinopteri; Cypriniformes; Cyprinidae
Gene: veph1
Product: ventricular zone expressed PH domain-containing 1
Exons: 14
Coding region: 302-2755 (817 amino acids)
Biological process (GO): regulation of signal transduction
Cellular component (GO): plasma membrane
Molecular function (GO): phosphatidylinositol-5-phosphate binding
Source: RefSeq, a predicted model, not a curated record